Molecule: messenger RNA, 161 nt
Organism: Dentiscutata heterogama
Lineage: Eukaryota; Fungi; Glomeromycota; Glomeromycetes; Diversisporales; Gigasporaceae
Source: the annotation of a GenBank genome assembly
UUCUGGAGUCAAUGUUGCCGAACGUUAUGCUGAGAAAUUUACUCAUAAUGGCGUCCAAUAUCGUGUAUUGUUUCAAAAUCGGGUUAACCCAGCGACCUUAUCAAUUCUUUCUACCGCAGAAACUGGUUGCGGCGAGUAUUGGAUCUCUCCAAAAGGAUCCG